Chara braunii is the source of this 3157-nucleotide messenger RNA. The record is from the annotation of a GenBank genome assembly. NCBI's taxonomy places the organism in Eukaryota, Viridiplantae, Streptophyta, Charophyceae, Charales, Characeae.
GGACGCGAGAUUUCUCUUCGAGGCCGCAGCUUAGGGAAUGCCGGGAAGGACGACCACGGUGAUGCGUGUAGAAGAGCAAGUGGUAAGUGCAGGAUACACUGUGACAGUACUUCUCCGAGCGUACGUAGACGAGGACUUGACAGCGAGUGAGUGCAGACAACGGGCUAGGGAUUUGAUCGACGAGCGCAGAGCUGAUGUACUGGCACGGGUGACCUUCCAGACCUCGAUUUCCUAUGAUGUGAUGAUAUGGUCUCAUGGUUAUAUGCGCGCGGAGAACUACCACGAUGAGACGGUAGCGGAGGCUAGAGCGAGGGUGAGAGGAUAUGAGAGAUCGGACCGAGAUGGAUAUAGGGACGACAGAUACGAGAGGUCGGGUCGAGAUGGCUACAGAGGAAGUAGAUAUGAGAGAGGAGAUCGGGAAUGGGAACGACAAGAUGGGUCGCGCGGAUGGUUUGCGCGCGGGGGAGAUGCGAGAGAGCACCACGACGAGUCGCGGGGGUGGUACAACCGAGGGGACCGACGCGAUGAGUCACGAGGACGAUAUAACUCGGGGGACCGCGGGCGGUAUGACCAAGGAGGGUUUGGAGGAGACCGGCGCAACGAUCCGCGCGGUCGGAAUGAGAGAGGGGGAUAUGGCGUCUCAUCAGAACCAUAUCCAAAGUCGCCUGACCCCAAGGCGGCCAGGAAUUCGAUUUCUAGAGGUGCAGACGACAAGGCAUCUACUCCCAGGAACUCAUGCGUCUACUGUAGAGGAGAAGAUCAUAUCAAGAGGGAUUGCCCGGACCUCAAACGGGCAAUAGAAGAGGGACUUGUCGUGCUUGACGACCUCAAAUACGUCAAGUGGGCAGAUGAUUUCGGAGAUGUAUCGAUGUUCCCUUCGAUGAAGGAGAAUGUUGAAGCAAGGAGAAUAAAGACGAGUAAAGGAAUGGAGCCGGUCGGGAGCCAGAGCAUCAAGAUAACCUUUGAGGGGAACAUGGAGACCACACCCACAAGGGUGGGAGCCACCAAGUCGGCGAAAGCGUUUACAUCGAAGAGAACUGACACGGAUUACGUGAUGGCGGAGAAGGACGGGCAGCGGGUCGAUGGAGAAGAGGUUAUCCUUUCGCCGCGAAAGCGGGGAGUCAAGAAGUUCUUAAUGAAGAGUUCGUUGGACGAGAUUGACACGGUUGAGGCACUAGGCGGGCCCUUCGGCAACCUAUGCAGUGCUCUAUUCUGGAAAGUUCUAAAGCUCGCGAUAAAGGCAGAGGCAGACGAUUACAAGGACUUGGUGUGGAGAGGGAUGAGGAGACGUGACUUCUCUCUCUACAAGGAGUAUGCCACUGAUAGAUGUCAUGAUUUCAAGGACUAUCCCUGGUCGGAGAAGAAUGAGGCCGUGGCUGAGGAAGUGAAGAAGAUAUGGGACAUGGUGAAGGGAUUAACGAGACAGAGUCGACGAGAUGGAUAUAGGGACAACAGAUAUGAGAGAUCGGACCGAGAUGGAUAUAGGGACGACAGAUACGAGAGGUCGGGUCGAGAUGGCUACAGAGGAAGUAGAUAUGAGAGAGGAGAUCGGGAAUGGGAACGACAAGAUGGGUCGCGCGGAUGGUUUGCGCGCGGGGGAGAUGCGAGAGAGCACCACGACGAGUCGCGGGGGUGGUACAACCGAGGGGACCGACGCGAUGAGUCACGAGGACGAUAUAACUCGGGGGACCGCGGGCGGUAUGACCAAGGAGGGUUUGGAGGAGACCGGCGCAACGAUCCGCGCGGUCGGAAUGAGAGAGGGGGAUAUGGCGUCUCAUCAGAACCAUAUCCAAAGUCGCCUGACCCCAAGGCGGCCAGGAAUUCGAUUUCUAGAGGUGCAGACGACAAGGCAUCUACUCCCAGGAACUCAUGCGUCUACUGUAGAGGAGAAGAUCAUAUCAAGAGGGAUUGCCCGGACCUCAAACGGGCAAUAGAAGAGGGACUUGUCGUGCUUGACGACCUCAAAUACGUCAAGUGGGCAGAUGAUUUCGGAGAUGUAUCGAUGUUCCCUUCGAUGAAGGAGAAUGUUGAAGCAAGGAGAAUAAAGACGAGUAAAGGAAUGGAGCCGGUCGGGAGCCAGAGCAUCAAGAUAACCUUUGAGGGGAACAUGGAGACCACACCCACAAGGGUGGGAGCCACCAAGUCGGCGAAAGCGUUUACAUCGAAGAGAACUGACACGGAUUACGUGAUGGCGGAGAAGGACGGGCAGCGGGUCGAUGGAGAAGAGGUUAUCCUUUCGCCGCGAAAGCGGGGAGUCAAGAAGUUCUUAAUGAAGAGUUCGUUGGACGAGAUUGACACGGUUGAGGCACUAGGCGGGCCCUUCGGCAACCUAUGCAGUGCUCUAUUCUGGAGUGUGCCUCCAGACAAGUUUUAUAUACUUGGUAGCGGAGCCGUGGAGACGAUUAUAAACGAUGGAGCGGUAAUCGAUGCUGUGAUUGAUAACGGCAGUGAGGCUGUCAUCAUAGACGAGGACCUGGCGGUACAAGUCGAACUGGGCCUCGAUAGGUCAUACCUAUUCGAGAUAGAGACGGUUGAUGGGAGAAAGCAACGGAUCACUGGAGUUUGUCACAAGGCAGCCAUAGAGGUCCAAGGGGUACGAGUGACCCUGCCUGUCUUUGCAGUCAAAAACUCCAGCUCCGACCUGCUCUUGGGUCGAACGUGGCUGAGCCACGUGCAUGCGGUGACGAUAGAGCGACCUGAUGGGAGCCAAACAUUGUCCAUUAAGAAGCCAGACGGGACGCGGGUAAUGAUUGAGACAGUGGAGCCUCGGGACCCGAGGAACAGAGCAGCUCUCGCUGUGGGUGCAAGACCCAGUGAUCAGAUUAAGUCUUUACCCAUCUCCGGCCGCGCGGUGCGAUUUCGCGAGAAGAGAUAUGGACCACUGCUCACAGAGGAAGAAGGWAGGAUGRUGGAGGYAGAAGAUUUAGGAAGCCGGCUAAUAGUGGACGGCAACUCGUACCCGAAGGGAAAAGAUGAGGAAUUUGGCGGUGUGGUAUCCGUGUCUUUUUUAAGGCCACGGCCCCCUAUGGGAAACUCCUUAAGCGACACAAGCGAGUAGCUCAAAAAGUUAAGCCAACGGCGGUGGGUUGCGAGCGAUCGACACUGGAAGGGGUAUCAGAAGAAGAGAUCGCGAAAGAAAUCAAAGAAAGAAAGAAAA